Messenger RNA from Suillus bovinus, 1575 nucleotides. RefSeq names its product NADP-dependent oxidoreductase domain-containing protein. The transcript is spliced from 9 exons. The coding region runs from base 349 to 1326 and encodes 325 amino acids. Lineage: Eukaryota; Fungi; Basidiomycota; Agaricomycetes; Boletales; Suillaceae. Gene Ontology annotation, cellular component: cytosol. Gene Ontology annotation, molecular function: aldose reductase (NADPH) activity. The record is from RefSeq and is a predicted model, not a curated record.
CGGUUUGCCAUGGUCAGACGUUGCCCGGCAUGAGUAGACAUGACCGCGAUACACCACAGUUUGCCUUGACCUUCUCUUGACCUGACACGUGGCCUAUUUCAACUUUGCUCAAAUCGUGGUUUGUGCCACUUCCACUCUCAGCUGAAGGGUGAAACGACCGAGAGCUUAUCGGUGCAUGACAUUUGACUUCAUCACGGGAAGGAGAUCCGAAUGUUAGACGUCAGGGGAUUACACAUCCCAUGAAUAUUUAGUCACUCAGCCGCUCAUCUUUCUCAACCUUAGACAGCCAAAUUGCAUAUUACGGGCAGACUAUCUUUCACCCUCAUCUCACCCUAUCUCCUGCGAACAAUGUCUUUCGGAAAGGUUGUUCAGCUGAACACAGGUGCAGCCAUGCCCCAGAUCGGUCUCGGCACCUGGCUUUCUAAACCAAAUGAAGUCGAAAGUGCUGUCGAGAUCGCUGUCCACAAUGGUUACCGUCACCUUGACCUUGCUAGGAUCUACCGGAACCAGGACGAGGUCGGACGUGCGCUGAAGAAAGUCAUACCAUCCGUCGUUACCCGCGAGCAGCUCUUCAUUACCUCGAAACUCUGGAACUGCUCGCACCAGCAAGGACCAGCCGAGGCAGAGCUUGACGAGACGCUGCAGCAGCUUGGACUUGACUAUCUCGACCUCUAUCUUAUACACUGGCCUGUUGCAUUCGAGCCUGGAAACGGUCUUAACCCAUUACAUCCGACCAAGGAAGGAGAGAUACAUUUGGACCUCAAGACGUCCCUUGUCGAUACCUGGAAGACGAUGAUCAAGUUGAAGGAAAGUGGCAAGGUCAAAGCUAUUGGCGUCUCCAACUUCACGAUCGAGCACAUCCAAGGCUUGAUUGAUGCUACUGGUGUCGUUCCUGCUGUUAACCAGAUCGAGGCUCACCCUUUGUUACCUCAAGAUGACCUCGUUGCAUACUGCAAGCAGGUGGGCGUCCACAUAACCGCCUACAGUCCGCUAGGCAACAACCUCGUUGGCAAGCCUAUGCAUACCGAAAAUGCUGCAGUGAAGGAAGUUGCUGAGAAACUCGGUGCAACCCCUGCUCAGGUUCUCAUUGCAUGGGGCGUUUACCGGGGCUACUCUGUCAUCCCAAAGUCUGUGCAAGAGGGCCGCAUCAUCUCGAACUUCAAGCAGGUUGAACUCAGCAAGGAAGACUACGAAAAGGUUACAGCGAUUGCAGGGGGCAAAGUCGGGCGUUUCAAUAUUCCCAUCUGCUUUAAACCCAAGUGGGAUAUCAACCUCUUUGAUGAGGAACCUGAAAAGGUUGCUACCUACAAGGCCAAGAUUGCAUAGGCGUUCGACAAAUCUCGGGGAGGGAGGAAAGAAGUCAGUAUAUAUGUUACCAAGCAUGUUCACUCAACCAAUUUUAUGAAUAUCAUAAUACACGGGGAAAAUGAGUUGUGAUGCACGAGCCCAACACACUCAGGCUCGUCGAGAAACUAAAGCUUCAACUUGAAGUUGGCGGAAUGUAGAAAGCUUAUGUAAAGUAAAGUUACGUUCCAUAUUCGGAAUUCUUAUUUUACCUCUUGCCUGACACUUCAA